Molecule: messenger RNA, 4474 nt
Organism: Periophthalmus magnuspinnatus
Lineage: Eukaryota; Metazoa; Chordata; Actinopteri; Gobiiformes; Gobiidae
Gene: strn4
Product: striatin, calmodulin binding protein 4
Exons: 18
Coding region: 190-2532 (780 amino acids)
Cellular component (GO): dendrite
Molecular function (GO): protein-containing complex binding; armadillo repeat domain binding; calmodulin binding
Source: RefSeq, a predicted model, not a curated record
AGGCGGAAGUGUAGUAUUUUACGCACUGAAGAAUAGUAAUUUCUGUGCGUGAGAAAAAGAAGAAAGGAGGGUAGCUUAUGGUGAAGUGUCUCUGGAAAGAAGACAGCUGCGGGCUACUUUUGUUAUUGUUUGUACAAUAACACAAACCGCGUCCACCUCCUUGUCCAGAGGGAAGGGUGAACGGUGAAAAUGGAGGCGGACAGAUCCGGCGGAGGACCAAACCCCAACUCUGGCGGCAGCGUUGGUAGCAGCAUAGCAGGACGCAACCCAAAUGGGCCCAAAGCAGCACCGAGCCAGGCGACAGCACACUCCGCCACCGGGGCCAUGGCACCAGGAGCCGCGGCCGCUACGGUGGGCCUCCUGCCUGGGUCUAUGCCGGGGCCAAUGGCUGGAUCUCAGCUAAGAGAGCUACACGAAGGGGACUCGGGAAUGACGCUUCCUGGGAUCCUCCACUUUAUCCAGUACGAGUGGGGACGUUUCCAGGCCGAGAAAUACCGCUGGGAGGCGGAGAGAGACGAACUCCGGGCUCAGGUGGCAUUUCUUCAGGGUGAGAGAAAAGGCCAAGAGAAUAUGAAACAGGACUUGGUGAGACGGAUCAAAAUGCUGGAAUAUGCACUUAAACAAGAGAGAGCUAAACACCAGAAACUGAAGACAGGCAAUGAUCAGAGCCCUACAGACAAGAAGCCAGAAACAGAGGCAGACCAAGUUCCCAAUGGACCAGCGGAGUCCGACUCUGAACCAGCCAAUCAGAUGUCCUGGAAUGAGGGACGUCAACUAUUACGCAAAUAUCUAGAGGAAGUGGGGUAUUCAGACACAAUUGUGGAUAUGCGAUCCAAGCGUGUGCGCUCCCUGCUUGGGCGAAGCAGUCCAGAGGCAAAUGGACCUCCACCCAGUGACACUUUUUCAGAGCCAGAGCCACGAACAGGAGGAGAGUCAUUAUUGGUCAGACAGAUCGAGGAACAAAUCAAGAGGAACGCAGGUAAAGAGACCUCUAAGGAGCACAUCGGUAGCUCUGUUCUUGAUAAAAUUCCCUUCCUGCAUGGCUGUGAGGACGAUGAUGAAGAUGACAGUGAUGAAGAAGAUGACUUCCAGGGCAUAGCGACUGACUGCAUCGAUGGACCACGCAAGAACAAAAAGUCUCGAGUAAAGAUGGGCUCAGAACCCAUGACCACAGAUCUGGACCCAGAAGAUGAAGAGGACGAAGAUGAUUCUGAAGAUGCCCAGAAUGAAUUUGACUUCCUAGGAUCCGGGGAGGAUGGGGAGGGGGCGGGAGAGGCGCGAAUCUCAGGAGAUGGACGGGAGUUAGAGAACCGCAGGAACAAGUUACAAGGCAUGAUACCGGACUUCCCCCCUAAACCUGCCCCGCCCCCAUCUGUUUCAGGACAGUCUCGCUCAGGGGAAGGUGGCGCCCUCAGUUUCUCCUCUGAUGUGUUCAUUAUGGAUGCUGUUGGAGGAGGUGACAUGAACCUGGGUGAACUGGCAGAUCUCACUGUUGCCAAUGACAACGAUCUCUCUUUGGAUAUGCAUGACAACAGAGAAGAAUUUAAGAAGACAUGGAAUCCACGUUUCACACUACGCAGCCAUUUUGAUGCUAUUCGUGCUAUGACCUUUCACCCAAGCCAGGCAGUGCUGCUCACAGCUUCUGAAGAUGGAACACUAAAAUUGUGGAACCUCAACAAGGCAAUGCACUCAAAAAAAAAUGCAGCUUUGGAUGUUGAGCCUAUUUACACAUUCAGAGCACACAGUGGUGCUGUACUAUCUCUCACAAUUGGUGAGGAUGGGGAUACCUGCUACAGUGGAGGUCUAGAUGGAACGGUUCGCUGCUGGAAGAUGCCAGACCUCAAUGUGGAUCCUUAUGACAACUAUGAUCCCAGCAUCGAGAGCAGUGUGCUUUCCGGUCAUGAGGACAGUGUGUGGGGUCUCACAUAUUCUUCUGUGCACCAUCGCUUGGCCUCAUGUUCAGCUGAUGGCACCAUUAGAAUCUGGAACCCUCAGAACUCUGCCCCAUGUCUGUCUGUCUUCAAUAAAGAGAGAGAACAUGGCACGCCAACCUCUGUAGCUUUUGUAGCUACUGAUCCUAACCAAAUCGUGGUGUCUUAUGAUGGUGGUGAGACAUUGAUUUAUGACCUCAACACGGAGCAGAGUGUCACUACACUACAGACAGAGACCAAGGAUGGCAGUGAACUGAUAAACCGUGUAGUCAGCCACCCUUUAGAAGCUGUGUCUAUCACGGCACAUGAGAACCGAACUAUACGAUUUGCUGACAACAAGACAGGGAAAGUUGUUCAUUCAAUGGUGGCUCAUCUGGAUGCAGUUACUUGUCUCACUACCGACCCAAAAGGCACUUACCUCAUCUCAGGCAGCCAUGACUGCUCAGUGCGCCUCUGGAUGCUCGACAACAGGACGUGCGUGCAGGAGAUCACGGCCCACAGGAAGAAACACGACGAGGCCAUACAUGAUGUGGCCUUCCACUCUUCCCAACCCUUUAUUGCUAGCGCCGGCGCAGAUGCACUUGCCAAGAUCUUUGUCUGAGACUUGUAACUACAACCGAAGAAUCUCAUGGACAAUUUUUGCCCUGCUUAAACACUGUCACACACAACUGUCCAACAGCCCACUGGCUGGGCUGGCACCACAGGACACCAGCUCUCUAGCUCACCGUUUUGUGAUGCCUCAAUGACUUCUUAUACUGUAAUGUUUUUUAAAGGAUCCUGGCUGCUCAGUUUUUUUGGACUAAUACUUUUUACACUACAUAAAUCCAUUGUGCUUUCUUUUGUGGGCUGAUGGUAUUGCAAAGCACUGUGUGUUUGAGUGCUUACUGCUAAGCAUUAUAUAAGAGAAUCACAAAGUGUAAAUGCACAGUUACAUCACUUGCCUGUUUAGGGUUUUUAUUGGUUAAUUUGCUUGUGGCUUCAUGGAUACCGUCGCCAUAAAGGGUAAGGCUGAAGGCAGUAAGUGUAAAAAGUGUUGACAUCAGAAUGCUCUCUGCAUUGACAUUCAAUGCAUUACAUUCCAAAGACUCCAGAAUGAAUGUGUGGUGUUACAAAAGUAGAGCUGGAAAAUGUUUGUUCUGCUUAUAGAGACUCACUAACCAGUGUUAUGCCCCUAGGAGUCUGCCCCUUUUGAACUGACUUGUUUCAAAGCCAGGUGUAUAUGGGAAUUUUUAUGAAUUAGGAAAUCUGAGAAUUCAUUUUUACUACUGCUAGAUAGAAAUUAUACUGGCACUCAGAUGGAAAAAGGCAACACAAUGUCCCAUGCAAAUGAAGCCAAGCGUAUGAUUGGGUGCUUUUUCUGUACUGUUGUACUUCAAUGUCUGACGGACUGUGUGUUUGUGUACGCACUAAUUCAAUCUUGGUGCUACAAGAGACUGAUCAUGAAUCAGAAUCAGGGAUGUGUGUAUGUGUAAUGCUGCCUGUGUCAGUCAUUUAGGCCACAGACGAUCUAGUUUUAAAUCACAUACUUGUAUAAAACCAUUUUAUGAUGUGGUUGCAUAUUCACAUUGAAAAGGAGUGUACAGACUGAAACCAUCAUCAUUUCAUCCUAAACAUUGAACCAGAUUACAGAAUGUCUUUUGUGCCAGGUUGAACUUAUUUAUUCAUUUAACAUGUAUAUUUUUAUUCAUUCAUAGGUUCUUGUGUGCAGCUGGUAUCUGGUGGUAAAAUGCCAGAGAAUAAAUCAGUCUCUUUUAAUUUACUCCUUAGAAAAACAAUAGGAUGUCUUCAACAACAACAACAAAAUCCCAUCACUGUGCGACACAUUUGUUAGUGAAAAUUUCCUAACCAUUCUCUUGCUACCAACCAAUUGUUAUUUUAUUAUUGCCACAUCUGUCUUAUCUGUUUCAUUGUCUAUCAUAUUCCACAUUGUCCUAUGUUUCAUUGUGUUUGGUUGCAGUGGUUUAUAAACAGGGUACAUAAUCCAGUCUGAAGUAAAAGGGUACUUGCUGUAGUUUGGUUUUGUCCAACACACUAAAUAGACAAAUCUAGGCAACACUUAGCGGUUGUAAACAAUGGAUAAACAUACCACUUCUUGCUGUCAAUGUACAUGAUAUUUUGCUUUGUAAAAUGAUCUGAACUAUUAAGGUGUAAUAAGAAUAAGUAUCAUAAGUAUCAUAGUAUCAUAAGUGGAUCAUCCUUUCUUGAUAGGACUAGAAUAAAUGUAAUUGAUAAUGGCAAUGUAUUACUUAAAAAAGCAGGAAAAAAAGAGAAAAUGUUAAAAAAAAACAGUCAGAGGCCAAGGUAAAGGACACUUAAUGUUUAUUUUAUUUUUUAUUAGCAAUUUAUCACUGUGUGAUAAUUUGUACACCAUAUUAAGCUGUAAUUAAACUUAUUUCCUCCAACUAUAAGGUAUUAGAGACCUGCUUUUUAAUAAUUUUCUUUUUAUUAUAUAUUUUUCAACUGCAGCCUAGCUUGUAUAAAAUGACAUUGUUUUGUUUAUGGCCCUCUGUUUUAUGUCAAUUAGAAAAUGAUUUUGUACAGUG